Botrytis porri is the source of this 726-nucleotide messenger RNA. RefSeq lists its product as uncharacterized. NCBI's taxonomy places the organism in Eukaryota, Fungi, Ascomycota, Leotiomycetes, Helotiales, Sclerotiniaceae. The record is from RefSeq and is a predicted model, not a curated record. The transcript has a single exon. The coding region runs from base 1 to 726 and encodes 241 amino acids.
AUGGAUUCACGGCAUAUGCCUUUAUCUCUGAAGCAGACUACCCAUAAAGAAGGAGGCUCAUUGACAAUUCAAAGGCUCCCAUCGGAGAUAAGUCAAGGGAUCUGGCAGUUAUCACUGAGCAACAACCGAAUCAUAACAAUAAACUGGGCGUAUAAGGCGGAUCAAGACAUGGGUAAAGAAUCCAUUGCCAAUGACUUUCAUGCGACCUACGAUACAAUUGAGGCCCUAGGAGUUUCGACGGAAUCGCGCAACCUCGCAUUGAAAGAUUACAAAUUGUGCUUCGGCAGCGACAUGCGCCAUCCAAUUUACUUCAACAGUAGUAAAGACAUUCUCAGAUUCACAAAUUUGGCACUUGCACAGAUCACCUACUUCUCAACCGGCGAUGUCUGGAAUACCUAUAGCGUGCGAGCUGCUAACAUCAAGCGCAUUGCUGUUGAGGUGCCCAACGAUGGUAAUGUUUUCGCGCAUCCAAGCAUCAUACCUGAAACAACGUUGUUGUGCUGUACCACUCUGCUGUUCGCUACCUUAGAAACGAUAUUCAUACAGCCAUCUUUUGUUAUUGAUCCAUCUUCUGAGGCAACCUUCCGCGCACAAUUUGAGAAAGAAAUGCAAGCAAACCAGAAGUCUUUUGGUCCUCUUUGGGACGGAGAGCCCUAUAAUAUUCCUGAAAUUGUGUUUGUAUGCUUCCAAUGCGAUCUAAAUUUGCUCAAGGCAUGUCAAUGUUAA